Penicillium subrubescens is the source of this 3031-nucleotide messenger RNA. Its product is annotated as ssDNA endodeoxyribonuclease RAD1. Gene Ontology annotation, molecular function: single-stranded DNA binding; damaged DNA binding; single-stranded DNA endonuclease activity. The transcript has 8 exons. Bases 1 to 2913 code for a protein of 970 amino acids. Gene Ontology annotation, biological process: double-strand break repair via single-strand annealing, removal of nonhomologous ends; resolution of meiotic recombination intermediates; nucleotide-excision repair involved in interstrand cross-link repair. Gene Ontology annotation, cellular component: nucleotide-excision repair factor 1 complex. NCBI's taxonomy places the organism in Eukaryota, Fungi, Ascomycota, Eurotiomycetes, Eurotiales, Aspergillaceae. The record is from RefSeq and is a predicted model, not a curated record.
AUGCCGCCGGAACGAACAAAUGUGCCGGUGAAGCUGUCCUUGCCACUGCAAUACCAGCAGGACAUCUUCACCGAACUACGCGCCGAGGAUGAGUUGGUUAUUCUUGCCCGCGGCCUGGGGCUUCUCCACCUCAUAACGAAUCUACUUCAUUUCUACGACGCAGCGGGCAAUAACUUGGUAUUGGUUGUGGGUGCAGAUGACCGCGAAAAUGAGUGGAUCGGAGAAGCGUUGGCGGAGCAUUAUGCGACCAGCAAAUCCCCGCUUGCACGGGGAUUGAAGGUUAUCAACACGGAGAAAGCUACAGUGCCGAUGCGAGAACGAAUCUAUGGAGAAGGCGGUAUUCUGAGUGUGACAUCCAGGAUAUUGGUCGUGGAUUUACUAUCAAAGCUUCUUGAUCCUGAAAAGGUCACGGGAAUGAUCAUUUUACAUGCCGAUAAAGUUGUGGCAACCUCCCUGGAGGCAUUCAUAACUCGCAUUUACCGACAAGCGAACAAGCGAGGUUUCUUGAAGGCGUUUUCGGACUCACCCGAGCCAUUCACGACUGGGUUUGCACCGCUGGCUAACAUGCUACGGAAUCUUUUCCUACGCAAAGCUUCAUUAUGGCCGAGAUUCCAUGUCUCUGUGGCCGAGGCUUUGGAAGGUAAUCGCAAGGCUGAAGUGAUCGAGCUGGAGGUUCCAAUGAGUGCCAAAAUGCGAGAAAUCCAAAACGCCGUUCUCGAGUGUGUGGAGAUUAGCAUUGCCGAGCUUCGAAAAUCUAACACGGGUUUAGACAUGGAGGAGUGGACCUUAGAUAGCGCCUUGCAUAGGAAUUUUGACGUCUCGAUCCGGCGGCAAUUGGACCCUAUUUGGCAUCGCGUCACCUUCAGGACUAGGCAGAUUGUCAGCGAUCUAACAGAUCUUCGAGGAAUUCUCCAGGCUCUGCUUACCUAUGAUGCUGUAUCCUUCAUGAAAUACCUCGACACGAUUGUGUCGGCGCAUUCGCCGCCUCCGGGCUCCAACAAACACAACUACUCUCCCUGGCUUUUCCUUGAUGCUGCCCACGUUCUAUUCCAGACAGCAAAGUCACGAGUCUAUCAGGGUAAGAUGACUGACGAAAUGUCCCGUUCAUGGUCGUCAACCAACUUCUCGGCUGAGCUCAAACCGGUUCUUGAGCCUCUACCAAAAUGGGAGGUCCUCGCCGAAGUUCUUGAAGAGAUAGAGCAAGAUGCUUACUUGAACCCACCGAACCCAACCGAGGACUCCAACGGUACGAUAUUGAUCAUGUGCAGUGAUCAACGCACCUGCCGGCAGCUUCGUGAAUAUGUUGGCACUAUGCAUGCCAAAGUAUCUCAUGUGUCAAAUGAUAAGGAUCAGAGUAAGGAGGCUUUGAGCGAAGAGGCAACGUCGGCAGAAGUGAUGAUGCGACGCCGACUACGUGACUAUCUGAAUUGGAAAAGGUCACUAUCCAAUGUGAACAAGAACCUAUCCCAGGCCGGAGAAGUGGGCAAGCCCACAGAAUCAGGGAGGCCAGGGCAGCAACAAGGCAGACCUCCUCCAAACAAACGUCGACGAGUACGUGGUGGAGGAGCAGUGAACUCUGCCUCUGGUCGUGUGCCAGACAGUAGUGUUCAAACGCAGGUCGAGUUACCAGCUCAAGUCGUCAGUCUACUUGAGGAGAUUCAACCCACUGAGGCAGAAGGAAUACAAAAAGAAGAGAUUGUCGUUGAUGAUCUCGAAGACAUGGAGGAUUAUUAUGAGCUAUACGAGAUGAAUGAUUUGGUCAUGAUACUCCCAUACGAUGGUGACAUGGAUGAGCACAUCCUAGAAGAGGUUCGGCCGCGGUACAUUAUCAUGUACGAACCGGAUGCAGCAUUCAUCCGCCGGGUGGAAGUCUAUCGCAGCUCCCACGUUGGCAGAGUGGUGAAGGUGUAUUUCCUCUCCUACGAGGGUUCUGUUGAGGAGCAGCGAUACUUGAGUGCUGUGCGGCGAGAAAAGGAUGCAUUCUCGAAAUUGAUCAAAGAGAAAGGAAACAUGGCUGUUACUUUGACGCAUGACAAGAGCGCCGAAGAUCCUCAAGAGCAAUUCCUACGCACAGUCAACACUCGAAUUGCAGGUGGUGGAAGGCUCGCAGCAACGGCAGCUCCUCCUCGGGUGGUGGUCGACGUGCGCGAGUUUCGAAGUGCUUUACCGUCUCUACUGCAUGGGAAUAGUAUGGUCGUCAUCCCCUGCCAACUGACGGUCGGAGAUUACAUUCUCACGCCAGAUAUCUGCGUCGAGCGCAAAUCUAUUCGCGACUUGAUCUCCUCGCUUCGCAACGGUCGACUCUAUAACCAGGCCGAGACGAUGAUUCAACACUACAAGACUCCGCUUUUGCUGAUUGAGUUCGACCAAAACAAGUCCUUCACCUUUGAUGCUUUUGCAACUAUCUCUACCGGCACAUUCUUGACUGACUACGGCUUCUCUUCCUCGGGACAAGCGACCAGCUCAAGUACCAGCGCACAUACUAAUCCCUCGAACCCAAAGUCUGCACAACACUUGUUAGUUCUGCUAACGCUCGCAUUUCCACGACUCAAAAUUAUAUGGUCCUCAUCACCCUACCAGACGGCCGAGAUCUUCGCCGAGCUAAAGAAGAACGCGGCAGAGCCUGAUCCUCUUCGCGCUGUUCAGAUCGGUCUGGACAUUGACAUCUUGGGCUCUGCUGGUGAUUUCAUGGCUGCAGCUGGCAUCGAACACCGGACAUUCAAUCUGCUGCCGCAGGACAUGCUCCGGGCCGUGCCAGGGGUAACACCACAAGCCCUCGACCGGCUGAUUCUUGAAACGGACAACCUGCAUGAGAUCGCUAAUAUGAGUGUGGAACAACUGGAUCCACUCGUCGGGAAGGAAGCCGCCCGAAAGAUUGUAGCUUUCUUCCGGAAGAGCGUCUUUGACGAUUAGGAUGCCGUGUCAUGUAUUCUCUACGCAGCACAUAGCUCAUGGUCAGGCCGUUAGGACCCCAGGCAACGAAGUUUAUGACAUAAUUCAUGGCAGAAAUAUCCCGUACAUGUAAACAAAC